CGGCGAAACUGUUUGAGGAAAAAGUUUAAACGGAGGGGCGGGAUAAUAUUUGAAAUUGAAUUGUUGCACGCAGCUUUAAAUAACAGGCGAGUGACAGAGCACAUCUGGUCAUUGAUAAUUGUAUGUCGAUAUACGUGGCAUCACUAAAGCUAACCUGUUAAAUCGGAGCGAGUUUUUCUGCUUGGAAGAAGUUGGAACAAUGGCCUCUCAGAAUAUGGAUCCUGCUGCAGCCUCUUCUACCACAGCGCUGAAAGGUAGCGAGACCGGGGGAAGCGCAGCCAGGGGAUCGGUCUCGAAGAGGCUACAACAAGAAUUGAUGACACUAAUGAUGUCUGGAGACAAGGGAAUUUCAGCUUUUCCUGAAUCUGAUAACCUCUUCAAGUGGAUUGGGACUAUAGACGGCGCACAGGGAACGGUUUAUGAAGGCUUGAGGUACAAGCUGUCCUUGGAGUUCCCCAGCGGGUAUCCCUACAAAGCGCCCAGGGUAAUGUUCAUCACCCACUGCUUCCACCCCAAUGUCGACGAGCAUGGCUUCAUCUGCUUGGACAUCCUGAAAGAGAAGUGGUCGGCCCUUUACGAUGUCCGCUCGAUACUGCUGUCCAUUCAGAGUUUGCUUGGAGAACCCAACAACGAGAGCCCGAUGAAUGCAGGCGCUGCUGAGCUGUGGGAGAACAAGGAGGCCUACAAAGCCCGUUUACUCGCAACCUACAAGAACUGACCUGCGACAUCUCAACCGCUGCUGUUUUAUUUCUGUGUUUCUUCUGUUGGCGUAUAAUUAUGUACAUUUUUCCUUGUUUCUGUGUAUGUACAGUUGUUUGUUUUUUUGUAUUAAGCAUAUGAGAAUAAAGACAUUUAUGGUAAA
Molecule: messenger RNA, 862 nt
Organism: Conger conger (European conger)
Lineage: Eukaryota; Metazoa; Chordata; Actinopteri; Anguilliformes; Congridae
Gene: ube2c
Product: ubiquitin-conjugating enzyme E2C
Exons: 7
Coding region: 200-718 (172 amino acids)
Source: RefSeq, a predicted model, not a curated record